UUCCAUAGAUCAACAUCAGCCUAUCACAUUCUCUGACACUACACAGCACGGCUUGGUGACCAAAGAAAAUAAGGAAAAGAACAGCCAUUGAAGGCUGGAAGAAGAGUAUCACAUUAUUUUUCUUACUGUAAACAAUAAUUUUGCCGACUUGAAAAACUACAGCGUACCUGUCAACUGCAGGGUUUGGUGAAACUAAAAAUGUCUUGCUUGUCAAAGCUUGUGUAAUUGAUGUUUGCUGUUUCCCACUGUAAGUGAACGCAACACAACUUGUGAAACGCGCCCGAAGCCACGCCCCUUUAUAGUAGGGCGGGACGUGGCCGCUGCUUGGUUUCUGUUGAUGUCAAAAAGUUACACAAGCUGAAAAGAGGAGAGGUUUUACACAAGGGCGGUUUCACAACUGUCAACACGGCUUCACACCUACAUCCACCGGUUCUACCUGUGAGCAGGGAGCGCUUCUUCAGAGGAACACCAGCCUGCCAUCAGCGGGGGAACAUUUUAUGUCACCCACUCCUCCACGUUUUCUCUUUUCACGGUAAUCGUGUGAUUUCUUCAACCCUCCACCCAAUAUUCCCAGUGACCAGUGAAUGCCAGGCAACAAGCGGCAUGUUAACGUGAUCUCCUCGGCUCCGGGUCUCCAAUUAUCUCUCUGUGUCGUCCGUCUGUCUGGCCUCUGGUGGAUCUCUGGUUGGCUCCCGCCGCCUUCACGCCGCUCUCACUCACCGUGGACUUUCCGUGGCCUGUUGAAUCAUCACCCACGCAACAUCUACAGGCAUCUCAGCCAUGGAGCUCAGCUCUGUGAUUUUAACCACCGGGAGCUCGGUGGCCAUGUUCAAGCUGGUGAACGCAGGGAUCGGCAGGCUUCACAUCCCGGAGUCAGCCAGCAGGAAUUUAUGGAAAUGGAGAAAUAUCUCCACAUCCUUCGUGCACAGCUGUAUCACGGCUAUCUGGGCUGUGCUUUGCUUUUUCCGACAUCCACAGAUGGCUGAGGAUCUGAUAGAAACUCACUCUGUGUUUUCACAUUCUUUGGUGUCCCUUUCUAUCGGGUACUUCAUCUAUGACUUCCUUGACAUGUUGGGCAACCAGAAGCUGAGUCAGUCCUGGGAGCUGCUCUUCCACCACGUCGUGGUCAUCACCUGCUUCGGCCUCUCCGUGGUGUCGUGUCGCUACGUGGGAUUCUCCGUGGUGGCCCUGCUGGUGGAGAUCAACUCGGUGUUCCUCCACCUCCGGCAGAUCCUGCGCAUGGCCAGCAUGGCGGCGACCACGCUCUACCGCGUCAACAGCAUCAUCAACCUGGGCACGUACGUGGUUUUCCGCAUCAACACGCUGGCUUGGAUGACCCGCUGGCUGGUGCUCAACAGGGACAAUAUCCCCCUGCUGGCCUACACGCUGGGCAGCGUGGGCAUGGCCAUCAUGACCGUCAUGAACAUCAUCCUCUUCUGCCGGCUGCUCAGGAGCGACUUUUUAAAGAGCAGCACCCGGGAGGCCAAGAAGGAGAAGGAGAUGUAGAACUGCGCUCUGUUAGGACCCCGGUGGCUCGGAUCCAGCGCUCGUUUAAGAGACGGAGAUCUGUGCUGCAAAUGUCGCCGGACCUCCUCUGACCUCGCUGGAGGAAGCUUCUUCCCCUCAGCUGCGGGUUUUGGCAUUAGAGCUUGUGUGCUUCACCUCAUGAAGAGCAUAAGUCCUGUAAACGUGUUGCCUACCAAAUGCCUUAACAUCCCAACCAAAUGUAGCUGGGAAUAAGCGCCACCUUUCAAACAGAUCCUCACACAGCCACUGGGAACAGAGAAUGUAAAAUAUCUUUAGUAACAUCAUAAAUGUAUCACUUAAUCCAUCUAGUUUAUGCUUUAUACACAUCGUGCUGUUUUUUUGUUUUUUUUAAUGACGUUUUUUACCCACUGAGUAGAUAAAUCAGUAGCGCCCUCUUUUGGUUUGACUUUGGCACUGCAGAGAUGAAUGUGUUCUCCACCAAAUGUCCUCAACUAAAAACCGCCUGCUACCUCAGAACUGGUUGCUAGCUCCCGCUUUGCUGGUGGUGUUGAUCACUUUGUUGAAAAUCCACAAAUGACUUGAAUCAUAAACGUACGCGCGGCGCCCGCUCUCCACAAGUAAUUUCAAGCCUUUUAAAAAAGACCUUAGAAUAAUUCCCUCUCGUCUUUGCUGCGUUUCUCUAACGAUGAGCUUUGUUUGGUCCUUGUUGUUUCGCGCUCUCAGAUGUUUCAAGCUUUAUUUUUACUCUGACUCUGGAUAUGGGCAGGUUUAGUCGAGCACUGAUUUUCGUGUAAUCAUUUCCCGACUCGAAGAACAAAGAACAGAAAUAUGCAUCUCCCUUUCUCGAAUGACUUGCAUUUCCCAUUUUGAAGAGUAGCUGAGAGAAAAUGAGCCUUUCUGCCAUCUUUGUACCCCAGAGACAGAGGAAGUCAAGACUUGGUAUAAGAUAGAUCCUCAGUGAUAUACAUCUGUUUUUAUGCCAUUCUGGACAUAAAGGUGCAAAAUAUUAAUCAUAAAUAUUUAAAUAAAAGUCUAAAUCAUGAUGCCACACUGAUUAAAUCAAUUUUUGAUUGUUUGUUGUAGUGUGGAGCACAGCUAGCAAACUUUUAUUACCUUAACUUGGUUUGCAAAAUCUAAAGUUUAAGCUGAAUUUAAAAACUACACGAGUCGUAAAAUUAUAUUUUUACUUAUUUUUUUUAAUUAUUUUGCAUUCAGACUAGAUGUAAAUCUAAACUAAACCUAUGAAUCGAAUAUUAAAAUUACAGUCAGAUGUGGCAAGUGAACAAUAACGCUUGCAGAAAUCAAUGUAAAUAAAUAAACAAUAAUAGAUUUUUGUCCUUUAGAAUCAAAGAAGGAAAGAAAAAUGUCUGGGAAAUUAAAACAUUUAACUGAUUCAAAUUAUAGAACAAAAUUAGCUUUUUUCCCCCCCAGACUGCUCAGGAACCCUGUUUUUUAAUUAAAUGAAGGUUGGACUUUUCUAAAUUUUCAUGUGAGAUCAACUCGGUGAAAUACAAGAUGCAUUUGAUUUGGGCAUUUUUACACAUCUUAAAUGUGGAGAGCGCCAUAUUUAACCUUAAUGUAGAAGUAGAGCUUCUAGAACAGGAACGAUUUCAGGAUAAAUGCUUCAAACAAUAAUUUAAGUGUCCUUCUCUCUGCAGUAAAUCAAAUGACUUGAUGGUGGAUAAGAGCACGGCACAUGCUAGCCAAGUCAACACUACGGCGUUUGUAUUGAAGAAAGAAAAACUGACAGAAUAAAAACAUUAAUAUUGGAUUUUAUCUCUUAAAAAUUGCUUUGAAUAAUUAAGCCAACAUCUAUCAGAUUUUAAACGAAGGGAUUCUGAGUCACUUUCAGUGGGAAUCACUGGAGUAACAGAAAUAACUUUAUGAAACUCUAAUAGCUUUAUAGGCAAAUUAAAUGAGAAUUUUACCAGAACAUUGUGGAUUAGAGCAUGACACUCCGUAGCGAAACUUUCAUGGCUUUUAUUUAUUUCUUUUUUGACUAAUAAGGAAUAUUCAGGAAAAAAAUUAGAAGGAAUUGUAUGUUAUUGCCCGACGAAUUAGCACUGACAAAAAAAAAAACACACUGCAGGGGUUUUGACUCAACGGGCUCACUGGUUCAUCCGUCACCGGAUCUCCUGUUUCCAUCUGUAAGUACACUUGAACCCAGUGAAAUAGGAGCAAAAUACGUGUGCUCUACUGCGAAAUACCAUUAGUAGAUGUUCAUGUUUGGUAAAUUAUUGUGCUGUUAAGUGCAGGGGUGGGUUUCGGUCUGCAGUAGGAGCUUUCAGACAGACGGGAGUCCCCGUUCUCCACAGGUAGGACAUUUCUGAACGUCGCCUCGGUGACCUCACACAGCCAAGACCAAUGUGUGUGUAUUUUGUAACAUUUUUAUGUACAUGUGCCAUCCUGCCUUUAAUCUGAAGGAUGCUGAUAAGCCCCAGUGGAUAUAUUUCUGAGUUAGAGAACAAACAUGUCUGAGAUCUGUGAAUACAGCAAACUGAGCUGCCUACUCUUCCAACUCUAAUCAUUGCAUUUUAAUUUUAUCCUCUAGAAAACUGCUUGUUUUAUUUUUUAUAUUUUUCCUUCCUGAAUCGUCAGUGUUUGCUUAAUUGUAUAUGUUUGUAAUUUAUUUCUGCUAAUAAGUUUUGGAUUAAAACUGUAAUUGAUGUGGUAUGUAAGGUUUCCUGUUGUGAAAAGAAAAGUUUAUGAUGAUGAUGCUUUUUUUUCUGACUGUAACAUUGAGCUUUAUGAGUUCAGAUCAAAUUUGUGAACAUAAGGCAAAAUUAUUAUUUUUUUUAUUUAAUCACCAUAUUACAAACACAGCAGCUGUAAUGAAAUAGACUAAAAGUUUAAUCUGAGCACUUAAGGUUUCUGCUGAUUAGGAAGUAUAAACACGUCUUCAGUGUCGCUCCUGAUUUGUUGAGGCUGAUUACAACAAUCUCAUAAAAAUGUGGAAAAUAUUUUUCCUAUUGAUUUGCCCUCUUAUUUAAUUUUUUAUAUAUAUAUUUUUGUUUCAGGGCAGCUUUUGCGGUCGUGAAGACGAUUGGUGUCAUUGAAGUUCUCUUUGAAAAGCUGAGGUGACGUGUGCGUCUUGUAAAACUGCACUGAUACUGUUUGUUCUCUGUGCUUUAAUGAGUUGUGAUUAGUUGAGUUUUUAUUCUCAUUUUAAUGACAUUAGCUAAAACGACCCGUCUUCUGGCUCCUUCCUGUUCUCUAGUAACUUACCUUUUUCUCUUGGCUUUAAUUUCCCAAUGCAACUCCAACCAGGCUGCGAGAUGAUGCUCUGUCUAAAGGUUUUUACAGCUGCCAUAUCACCAAAACAGCCUCAUGUUCCUCUUCACGCACAAUAAACCUUACAGAUAAUCCACAUCUGAGCUCCAUUAUUUAAAAAACUUGAUGAGAUCCAUCAUUUUUCCACAGUACGCUUAUUCUUUACAGCUUAGUGAAAAUGGAGAACUGACUAUUAACACUGUACAGCUUUUCUGUGAUUUCUGUCCAUUUUCUUUAAAAGGUAAACUCAGAAAAUGGAGGAAAUCAAGACCAAGCUCUGAAAGCAUGCAUCUUUCACCUUCAGAUCACUCCUAUUAAACUCUGGUGUUUAACUGUAACUGUGUAAAUAUAACUUUUAUUUUUUCUUGUUUUGGCAGAUUUUGUUUUGUAACUGCAUUUAAUGUUUAUAUAUAUUCAGUAUGUUUCUAUAAUGCAAUUGUUUAACAUGACAAUAAAGAUGAGAGGUAAAAAAAACGUA
Messenger RNA from Poecilia reticulata (guppy), 5236 nucleotides. RefSeq names its product TLC domain containing 2 (gene tlcd2). Gene Ontology annotation, biological process: phospholipid homeostasis; plasma membrane organization; regulation of membrane lipid distribution. NCBI's taxonomy places the organism in Eukaryota, Metazoa, Chordata, Actinopteri, Cyprinodontiformes, Poeciliidae. The record is from RefSeq and is a predicted model, not a curated record. Gene Ontology annotation, cellular component: plasma membrane.